This is a messenger RNA of Trichoplax adhaerens, 1527 nucleotides long. RefSeq lists its product as uncharacterized. Lineage: Eukaryota; Metazoa; Placozoa; Uniplacotomia; Trichoplacea; Trichoplacidae. The record is from RefSeq and is a predicted model, not a curated record. The transcript is spliced from 7 exons. The coding region runs from base 1 to 1527 and encodes 508 amino acids.
AUGUCUUAUCAGGAUAAUCAUGAUAUCAACGCCAAAGAUGAUUAUCCUUGGCAGACGAUCGUCUAUUGCAACGGCAUGGUGGAAGCUAGAUUUUGUGACGGAUUAGCAAUGACACUCUCAAAAUGUGGAAACUAUACAACGAUACUAAAUCAUUCUAUGCCAUUUUCCAACAAUAAAGCGAUUAAACAAAUGACACGUUUUGCAACAUCUCGAAAUCAGAAAAAAAUUCACUACAUGAUAAAAACAAGAAAUCUAUAUACUUUAUAUCCGUGCUGUGGGAUAUCUAAUCCAGAACAUAAAGAGAUCAAAAACCGGUACUCACCUAUUGCAAUCUGGCCCAAAGCUUCCGGACAUCCACAUGUGAAAAGAAACUCAAAUGGUUCAGUAACUGUCACUGCUCUCAACAAUGCAGCCACAUUAAUUCUGAAAAAUCACCAGCAAAGCUUUACCGUGAAAUUUAUUGCUAAAUGUAUCGAUUCAAAUGGAGACGAAGAAUACUCCGAAAUAGUUCAACAAUAUAGUAUUCGUUCCGCUUUAGAAUGUUGGCGACAUCCCAUGCACUUAGCUCUAGACGUUAUCGGUAGCGCGAAUCGAAAGGAAGAUACAGAUAAUGACGAAAAGACACCUGAUGAAUGCGCCAGCGAUAACGAUGAUUUGUUGGUACACGUACCAUUCCCUAUAUUCAAUAGGGAUUCGGAGCCACCAACACAAAAUUUAACAGAUAACAAGCUAAUAAGUAUUAUUAUUGCGAACAACUGCCACUACCGAUUUUUUUAUGACCACCUUCGAGUAGAAGUUUUACUGCCAAAUGGAGCUUAUUUGGUUUCUAGAGGAGAAUUUGCCAAUUAUUUUGAUUUCUAUUCGUAUGACACUUCCUUAAAACAGCUCCAACAGUUGACUUAUUCGACGCAGUAUAAACUGCAGCUCUGGAAUGACUUGUUAAGUGCACAAGCAGAGUUGAAAAGAAUUAUUUUCCAGUCCCUAAAGUUCUUCUUUCAAAUUAAGCGCUUGCCUUCAACGCUAAGGCAAAAAGUCACUGUAUCUUAUACUCCGGAUAAAUAUCCUGACGCAAAACCGACCUUAAAGAAAUCCAAUUCUGCGAAUGCAUUACAACGAAAAACGCAGCCUAUGAAAGAAGAUAUCACAAUCACCGAAUUGGGCAGAUUUAUUGCGUAUAGUACAGGACGAAUACAUAUUCACUUUAACGAUGGGAUCAUGCUCAACGGACGCUACUUGCUGAAAGAAAAUAUAACUUCUCCGCAGUAUGAAUUGAUACUUCCAAAUGGAAAUGUUACGCUUAUUCCUGCAGAGACCGAAGCACAUUACAAUUAUUAUAGCAUAUUAGCUUCACUAUCAAUAUGGCAACCAUGGUCGGCAAACAUAACUGAAAAUCUUGCAACAGUGAAAGACUUGAAUUAUGUGAAUACCGAGAAAUUUCAAAUGGAGUGUAUCAACGAUCUGAUCGACAAUAACCUCAGUAAAACGUCAGAACUUUUAAAAGCCAUUAAUGACAUGCAACAAAACUAA